CUGCGAGCGUGAAGUAUAUAUACGCGCUUUGCGCAUUUGCUUUACGGUAUUUGAGUAUACCUAGUUACAGUCAUGGCGACAUCCAAUGCGGACGGUGAUGAGUUAGAGCGCGCAUUUGACGAAGAAUUUGCAGCUUGGGAUGCCGCAGACGAGGAGAUACCGAGUCAGGCAUUAAAUGCAGAGGAAAAUGCCACUCAUGACCCAAUCGAAAAUGACGCCGCAGCUGGAUCUGGGCUCAGCCUGGGACAGUUGGAGCCCCAUUUCGCGAGGGCUCCACGACUUUGCCCUGGACCGCUGACGCUGCUCAGCCUGCCACGCGAGAUGCUCCUUCGAAUACUUUCCCUUGUCCCAGCAACUGGGCUCACGGCGUGCGCUUGCUCCUGCUCUGCGCUUGCCAGUCUAGCAUCUGAAGACGCUUUGUGGCGCCGGCUAUACUGCGCAAGGUGGGGCAAGCCGAGCAACCGUGUCCGUGGAAACACGCAGUGGAAGCGCGCCUACCUGGAUGCCGACAGCGAGGAGUGGGAGGCCACCCGCAGCCGAGGCGGCGACUCGCGCGACGACCCCUCCCUGGGCGCCAUCUUCCUGGACAUGCUGCGAGCCAAGCGCGACACCGCGCCCGACCGCCGCCUGCUGGACGCACCGCUGCAGAGCGACCCGGGGGACAUCGCCAGCAAGCUCGCCGCAUGGCGUCGCGCCCGCGGCUUCCAAGACGCACCUCCCGGCAGCGACGGCGCCGGCCCCAGCAGCAGCACCGGCGCCGGCGCCGGGCCCUCGAACGGCCCUCCGCGCCCCGAUCUGAGCCGCCGCGGCCGCGCCGCCCUCACCUUCACCCGUGUAAACCCCGGUGACCAGCCCCCCGUGUACGCAUGCGACCAGACGGGCUGGGUGCACGUGUGCGGCGACGCAUGCACGGAGGGGGUGGUGGAUGCGCGCAGUGAGCUGCUGGUGUGCCCCGUGUCCGGCCAGACGACGGACAGGCUGGUGCAUGAGUGCGAGGAGGAUGAGGAGGGCGGCGGAGGCGGCGGGGGAGGGGGCUGCGGUGGUGGCGGGGAGGAGGAGGCGGGGCUGGGCGUGUUUGGAGGUGGUUUCGGAUCCUUCUUCGUGGCGGGUUACGAGUGCGAGAACGAGCGGGCGCUGAACAAGCUGCUGGGCUACAAGGCGCUGUGAGACGUCCAGACGUGUUGUCGGUGUUGUGUAAAGGAGCUGUGCCAUGUCUCGUGUGGGACCUGUUGUGUGAGGAGGCCGUGUCAUGUGCGACCUGUGUUGUGACCUGAGAGGAAGCUCUGUUACCGUAUGUGAGAUUCCUGCUGCGACAGACGUUGUUGGGACUUGACAGCGUGGGCGCGGUCUUUGUAAAGGAAAGCGCACGAAGGUGCGUCAGGCGCUGUCGCUGCCAUAGCGUGCGUGUUGCAGGAUGAGCUUAAUGGAGCGCAGCCGUAGGUUUGGUUGGUGGGUUGGACUGUUGCCUCCUGCUAGGGACCCCAGCGUUAGUUGCAGGGUUGGCGGUUGGUUCAUGCUGUACGUCUGAGCAGGCCCUACAGUGUAAACGGGUCGAUGCUAAGUAAAAACUGGCUUCUCUUUAACGCACUCCAUGGCCGGCGACUGUGUGGCCGCUUGCCGAGGAUUUGCUGCUAUGGCAUCCUUGCCUGUAAACACCCUUUUUUCC
Molecule: messenger RNA, 1666 nt
Organism: Astrephomene gubernaculifera
Lineage: Eukaryota; Viridiplantae; Chlorophyta; Chlorophyceae; Chlamydomonadales; Astrephomenaceae
Source: the annotation of a GenBank genome assembly